Molecule: messenger RNA, 4795 nt
Organism: Numida meleagris (helmeted guineafowl)
Lineage: Eukaryota; Metazoa; Chordata; Aves; Galliformes; Numididae
Gene: GALNT15
Product: polypeptide N-acetylgalactosaminyltransferase 15
Exons: 11
Coding region: 564-2480 (638 amino acids)
Cellular component (GO): Golgi apparatus
Source: RefSeq, a predicted model, not a curated record
UCUCACUCUGAGCAUUCUUAACUUAAUAAGGUUAUUCAGAAGCAGAGUGAUUCGUGGUAUGGCUUGACUUGUUUUAUAACACAGCGUUUUGCUUCUUAUAUUUCACCUCUGACAGCUUUUGCAAAGUUUUGAUUUGAUAGGACUAGAACAGUGAGGGCAUUAGGACCAGGAGAAAGACGCACACGUUGCUCUGUAUUGUGUCUGGCAAAGUGCUUCCUGACUGAGUGCUGUAGUUAUGUGUGAAGCAAAGUCAGGGACCGACUAGUUCUCAUCUGUUGAUCACAGUGAACUUGAAGCCUCAGACGGGGGAAAGCUGUCAGAUCUGCUUUCAGAGAUAAGGCACACGAAACCAGGCAGCGACUGGAAACUCUGAAGAAGCAGGAAAUAGUCUGGAAGGAAACUAUAAGAAAUGGAAUUUCUUUUUACCUAGAAUUUAAAAAGGAAAACAUCAAAACUUAAGCUACUCUUUUCAUUUGCUAAACAUGCUCUUUCCUGACUGAGCAGGGACUCCGUAACAACAGAUCUACUUCAUCUCACUGGAUCCAUGCUGCCUUUUACUACAUAUGUUCUUGAGGAAGAAGUGCAGAUAUGGAUCACGUAAGCUGCAGUUUCUCUUGCUGUUGCUGAUGCUGGGCUUUUUGCUGCUGAUGGUUACAACGCUGAAUCCACCAGCCAGCAACCGGAGCAAGGACGGGACUUUCCAGCCUGUGGAGUUCAACCCCCAGGAAGGGCACCAGGUGGACUUUGUGGAGACCCAAGAGAUGCUGGAGACCCAGGAGGAGAGCCAGCAGUACUACCCCUUGGACGGGCUGUCGCCGUUCAUCUCCCUGCGGGAGGAUGAAUUGAUCGCGGCCGUCGUGUCCCCCACGGGUCGAAGGAACCACAGCAAGGCCAGGAAAGGCUACCGAGUGGUGAAGCAGCAAAGCAGGCGGCCGGAGGCCAAGGAGGGGGACCCCGAGUCCCAGCUCCUGUCCCUGCCUCUGGGGGAAAGCAAAGGGGCUGCAACGGGGGAGCGCCCGCUCGGCUUGGAAACCCACGGCUUUAACGAAGCACUGAGCGAGCGGAUCUCUCUGCGUAGGGAGCUGCCUGAGGUACGACACCCGUUGUGCCUACAGCAGGAAUAUGAAUCCAGCCUGCCUACUGCUAGUGUCAUCAUCUGUUUCCAUGAUGAAGCCUGGUCUACACUGCUGAGAACAGUGCACAGCAUUAUAGACACAGCCCCGAAGGCCUCCCUCAAGGAUAUCAUCCUAGUGGAUGACCUGAGCCAGCAAGGGCCCCUGAAGUCAGCCCUGAGUGAAUACAUCUCGAAGCUGGACAGCGUGAAGCUGAUCCGGAGCAACAAGAGGCUUGGAGUCAUCCGAGGUCGGAUGCUAGGGGCUGCGCGGGCAACGGGAGAUGUGCUCGUCUUCAUGGAUUCACACUGCGAGUGUCAGAAGGGCUGGCUGGAACCGCUCCUCUCCAGGCUGUCCAGCAACCGCAACAGCAUCGUCUCCCCUGUCAUAGAUGUCAUAGACUGGAAGACUUUUCAGUACCAGCACUCUGCGAGCCUGCAUCGAGGUGUUUUUGAUUGGAAACUAGAUUUUCACUGGGAACCAGUGCCAGAGCAUGAAGAGAAGGUACGACAGUCUCCCACCAGCCCUAUCAGGAGUCCUGCAGUAGCUGGUGCAGUAGUUGCCAUGGAUCGCCACUACUUCCAAAACAUUGGAGCUUAUGAUUCUGACAUGACCAUGUGGGGAGCGGAAAAUCUAGAGCUAUCUAUAAGGACCUGGCUCUGCGGUGGCUCUGUAGAAAUCAUUCCAUGCUCCCAUGUUGGCCAUGUCUAUCGAAACCACAUUCCCCAUGCUUUCUCCUAUGAAGAAGCCAUUGUAAGGAACAAAAUCCGAAUAGCAGAGACUUGGCUGGGUGCUUUCAAAGAGAACUUCUACAAGAAUGACACAGUGGCUUUCCUAAUCAGCAAGGCAGAGAAGCCAGACUGCAGUGAGCGUCUCCAGCUACAGAAGAGACUAGGCUGUAGAAGUUUCCAGUGGUUUAUAACAAAUGUGUACCCUGAGCUCUCCCGGCCUGAAGACACACCAAGAUUCUCUGGCAAGCUUUACAAUACUGGUGCUGGCUUCUGUGCAGAUUACAGACCUGGAAAGGCAAUGGCAGAUGGCUCUAUCAAACUCUCUCCUUGCAGUAACAGCCUCAGCCAGCACUUUGAAUAUAAUAGCAUGAAGGAAAUCCGUCUCGGGUCUGCUCCACUGUUUUGCCUUGAUGUCAGACAUGGGAAGGUUAUCCCUCAAAACUGCACAAAGGAGACAGACAACAGCGAGCAGCACUGGGACGUCCAGGAGAACGGAAUGAUCGUGCAUGCCCUUUCUGGAAAAUGCAUAGAAGCAGUGAAGAGUGAAGAUGAGAAGGACUUGUUUUUGUCAGUAUGUAACAAGAACACAAAUCAGCUGUGGCAAUUUGAACGUUCCCAAGGGCUACAUCAGAGAUGACUGGUAGGUCUGUGGGGAGAUCAAGCCUCCAAAAUUUAGCAUUACUUCUCCUUGGGAUUCAAGAUACGCACACUUCCUACAAGGAAAAGAAAGAUGUUUGUAUUUGCUGUAGUAUACAAGGAAGCUAGGAAGGUCUCUCCUUCAAAAGCCGGCUCAAACAGUUGCUGCUGGUUCCUAGUUUUUCAGCUGUCGCUAAAAUUUCCAUUAUUCUGUGAAGCAGGGAAUAAAGAUACUGUGAGCAUCAACAGGUCCUCAACUCUGCUACUGCAGAAGACAGUUCAGUUUACCAUCUGAAGGAAAUGUGGAAAACUGGCUGCCAGAAAGCUUGUCUUCCAGCCUACUCUGUGACUUCUGAGGAUAGAUGAAAAUGAAUGUUAGGGAAACACUUGAAACUGUAAGAGGACAUCAGCCAAAUCAAGAGGGGAGUUUUAUCUAGUUGCACAGUGCACUUGACUCAUAUAAAACAAAGUAGGUUUUGUAUGUAUAAAAGUAGUAGGUGCUUUCAUGUGUAAUAGCUAAAAUCUUGUUUUCCAGCCUGAGCCAAAUUUCUACCAUCCGUAAGACAGCACAAUUCAUAAAUUAGUACUUAAUUAGGCACUAACUGCUCUAAUUGCUUUGGAAUACCAACAUUCCGCAGAGUUUGGCACAUCCUUCCUUAUAUCCUUCAUCCAGAGUCUAAUUUGGAUGGGAUAAUGAGACUGAAUUAUUAACAACUUUUUUGUUUCAGUUUUCAUGAAAUCUAAGAACAACUCUUAGAAAAACUUUUGUGGAAUGUGGAAGAAAACUGAAGCAGAUUUGAGAGCAGACUAGCAGCUCUCGUGCUUACUUUGAAAUUGAAAGUACCACUGACAUUAAUUUGUUCUUAUAAAGCUUUGGGAUGAGCUCAUUGUUAUUGCAGUGACAGAAGUGCUGGUUGGAAAGAAUAAACAAUGGGAAAUGAGAAGUUUCACCACCAGCUAUCUAGGAAGAAAAUACUGAUGUCUGCUUCUACUUGCUUGCUGCCCACUGUACAGACUAAGUCUUCUACACUGUGAGUUUUAGACACAAAGAUCUUUUAGAUUGUUGCUGUCAUGGGUCUCCUAGGUGAUCUGCAAAAGGCAACAACAUGAGUAAUUUUCUAAAGAAGCUUCUUCUGUAGAGCCUGCAUCCCUUCUGACCUCUCAUCUCUCACAGAAGUGAAUGAGAGUUCAUGUUAGGUAAUGAGAAUGGUCUCAGUACGCGCUAACAAAGCGAACUUCAAUCAAUAUUUUGUUAGGGCACUUGCAAUUUUGGAGUUAAAACAAAGAAUGAUGACACUUUCCAAGAGCCUUGUAGGACAGAAGAAUAAAGAUCUGGGAGUUUUCCCAUGUCGGCUCCACACCUGAUUUAUUGUAUAAAGCAAUCGUAUACACAUAUAUUUAUUAAGGGGAGAGGACAUUGUUAAUGAAACCUAAUGUGAUGUUGAUAUUUUUUUCAAGAGACAGAAAGAAAAUUGCUUUUUUAUAAAAUGUACAGCGUAUUGCAUGAGCUUCAGACAAAGGAAGGAACGACAGAAUACUCAGCUUAGAGUAUUCCAGUCACCGGCUCUUGGUUAACCAUAAUACAUUUGUUUCAAGCAUACAAAAUUGGCUACAACAGAAGACACGAAGAGCAUUCUGUGUUAUGUUGUCCAAAAAAUUCCCCACUGAGGUCCCUGCUUGGUUUGAGUGCUGCAGUUUCCACAUCAUGUUCAGGCACCACUCCAACUGCUCUAAUUACCACUUACUCUUUCUUUGAUAGCAUCAGAACCUAAUGACAUUUGCUGCUAUGUCAUUUAAAAUUCCCUGUGACACUCUUGAAGACACUUCAAUUUUUAAUUGAAAGGAUGGUAACAGCUUCCAGAACAACAAGUGAUCUAUGAUCAUUGCCAGAUCUAGGAUGAGAAAAGACAUUUUCUAAAAUCACAGAAAAGUUGAGUGAAAUGCUGUUUUAAUGAAAUGUGAUUCCUUUUCUUUUUUUUAAUUAUGACAGAUUUUUUAAUUAUGUAUUAUUUAUUCUAUUUUAGACUACACUCAUUCCUUCAGCGUUUUGCUUCAUGUUUCAAAAAUGUUUAUACAAAUAUGAUAACUGAUCACAAGUGGGAUUUAUCAUCAAGAAGAAUAAAAAUAUUUUUGUUCAGAGAGGAAAAGUUUGGAAUAAAACUUAAAAGCUGUGGCGAUCCUCAUCUUAUAUUGCUUUUUAACAUAAUUGUAAAAGCCUAGAAAAUAAGGUGUGCUGUAGAUAUGUGUACAAUAAAAAAGUAUGUUGCAUAAUAUCUCUUCCAACAAUAAAAUUAAAAUAUAUUGUUCCAAAUGAUA